AUGGACAAUGCUUAUAAGGUGCUCGCAGAUCUAACGAAAAACACACGUGUAACCAUCGACACAGCCCUCAAUUUCAUUAAUGAGCUUUCAGGAACCGAUCCUCACAGAGUCCUCUCGGAAGACAAUGCAGAAAUUCGCCUCAAAGCAAAGCAAAUCGCACAGGACUUACAGAUAGAUGAUAUCUUUUCCAAGGUCGAAAAGGCAAAGGAUCGCCCCCGGCAACGGAAAUCAGAACCUCGCACUCCGCCCCGAGAGCGGUUAAAGGGGAUUAUUUCCCAGUCUGACCUCCCAGAUGUGCGCGCUGUCGGAGCAGAACGAUCUAAGCUUUAUGCAGAAGCCCAAGCAAAGACACGCAGGCUUGAAGAGGAGAUACGAGAGGAAGUGAUUGCACAGAGAGCGAAAGAGCUGGCUGAAAGGCAGCGGAUACGUAUUCAGGAAGAAGCCAGGCUCCUGGUAGAAAAGGAGCGUGAGAAGACUGCCAAGGUUAUCGCGGAACAAAAGGAGCGAUAUCGGAUGGAGGCCCUUGAGAAGUGCGUUGCAAUGAUGAUCCGUCGCAGGCAGGUGGUUCUAGCCACACAGAUCCUUGUUAGCUGGAAAGCACAUAUAAAGGCACUGAACCGUAAUGAAGCCAUUAUUAAGAAGAAUUACCUAUUAUGUUUGUUGCGGUUGACGUUCCAUACAUGGCUGUCAACUUUCCUUCAUCGUAAAGAAACAUAUGAAAAGGAACGCCAACGGUUGCGGAUGGAGACUAUAAAAUCUCAAAUACGAAUGGCUGAGACGAACUAUGUUGUUGUGCUCAUGAAAAAAACACUGCUAGCUAUGCGUGUUGAGGCUCAAAGGCUACAAACGCGGCGGAGACAAGAAGAACAACGGGCAUGCAGAGAAAGACGCAUCCAAUCCUUUAUUCAGCGAAUAGAAGUCAGCAAAUCUUUAUGCUUAUCUCAAAACGAAACUAACGAUGCAUCUCCUCGAUCACCAUCGCCAGUAGUAUCGUGUACAGAAGGGCUUGAACAAAAGCAGGAAUCUGUAUCUACCAAUCCAGAGACCCAACAGAAUCAGAGUCACAACGAUACUCUCGGACAUCUAACCACAUCCUCGAAAAAGGUCCGAUUUGAAACAACAGAGGAGCCUCAAGUAUCGUCUGCCGAUAGCUUGAGGCCCUUUUCAGAAAGCAACCAGGUGGCUGCGCCCGUGAAUCAAGCAGUUGAACAGUUUACUACGCGCAAGCUACUUCGUAAAGCACCACAAGUUUAUAUAGAUUAUAGCAAACGAGCUGCAGACCGCAAACAGGAACGUCUUCGGCGCCUCGAAGAAGACAGGCUUGCAAAAGAGCAAGCUGAGCACUCCAAGAGGGUCUUGCAGGAGGAACUAGCACGUCGAAAGGCACAAGUACGAAAAGAGCAAUUAGAAAUAGCCACGUCUUGCCACGCAGGUCUUCUUUUGCGGAUAGGAUAUCGGUCCCUGGUUGCACUCCAUACUAAGCUUGCUUUGUGGCACACCACAUCCUUACAAAGAAUGCUGUCUUAUGUUUUUUCUAUCUGGAUCCAGCAAGCCAGAGAGAAACUAGGCAAAAGGAUAGAAGUCCUGAGUAAGGUGGAUGAUGCUAUAGGUCGCAUUAUGGACAGAUUUACAAAGCAAGUUGUAUUUUUAGAAGGGUUUAUUCCUCUUCUGCAACAAUCGAGGCAACGCUUCCUACAAGCAGAUCACUUCUUUACACUAAGCCUGUUUCGCAGGUCCCUUGCGUCCAUGCGAUGGCGCUUGCAUCAGGCUGACCUUGAAGCACAAGUGCAAGGCAAGAGGCUUCGGCAGAAAGUCAUUGGGCGCACAGUUAUCUUUGCAUGGAGGCAUGCGAUACUAGAUCUUCGAAAAGAACGGGUCGCUGACGCGCGGCAAGCAGAGAUUUAUAGACUUAUGAGGGCGCAGGUUGCAAUGCAGUGGGAGGAGGUGAUCGACAGGUCUAUCCUGGAAUCAUUUCCAUCCUUCUAUGAAAAGUUUGAACCUGUCAUUCGUUCAUUUGACGAAUUUAUUGAUUCUAGUUCUUUAGAGGCUUUGGCUGAGACUACCCUUUGUCACCUUCUCCGUUCUCCCAGUGACUUACAGCCCCAACUACCAGGUUCACACCCUCCACCUCUUUCGUUUCCUGUUCAAACUCAUUCGUCUGGACAACCAGAGGAAAAGGAUACUAUAGAAGAUGCUGAUGAGGAAGUGGACUUCACUAGUCUUGCUGCUUUAAUUUCUGCUGCCAAACAGCUUACUGGCCAGAGUGCUCUUACGACUCAGACAGAGCUGGAGUUCACCUAUGACUUCUCCGCUGCAACUUCCCGUCCCAGCGGGAACUCGACAUGA
Molecule: messenger RNA, 2346 nt
Organism: Giardia duodenalis
Lineage: Eukaryota; Fornicata; Diplomonadida; Hexamitidae
Exons: 1
Coding region: 1-2346 (781 amino acids)
Source: RefSeq, a predicted model, not a curated record